Messenger RNA from Alnus glutinosa, 1358 nucleotides. RefSeq names its product 4-hydroxy-tetrahydrodipicolinate reductase 1, chloroplastic-like. Gene Ontology annotation, molecular function: 4-hydroxy-tetrahydrodipicolinate reductase activity; NADPH binding. The transcript has 8 exons. The record is from RefSeq and is a predicted model, not a curated record. Gene Ontology annotation, cellular component: chloroplast stroma. Lineage: Eukaryota; Viridiplantae; Streptophyta; Magnoliopsida; Fagales; Betulaceae. The coding region runs from base 214 to 1200 and encodes 328 amino acids.
CAUGAUUUCUUCGGGGGAUGGGAAACAAAUGUCCCGGAAUGGGCCCGUACGCCAGAAGACUCACAAGAAAACGACUGUAGUGUAGAGCCCAAAGCUGAGGUUUUGGGAGUAGGGUUCCAUAGAAGACGAAAUUCAUUUCAGGGUUUUAUACCCAAGCCUAAACCCCAACGCCAGCCCCGACCACAUCCGCCUCUCUCGUAGACUCCUCUGACAAUGGCGUCCUUGCUUAAAGUGAACCUCCAGCUGGGGUUCUUCUCUGGAGGUAGUCAUCGGAACCAAAGAUCAAGAUCAAGAUCGUCUGUCAUCUCAAUGUCGUCCUCCGUGUCAACCACACAAAAUCUCUACAAAACGACGUUGUCCCAGAACCUCAGCAUUCCCAUCAUGGUAAAUGGUUGUACAGGCAAAAUGGGGAUGGCUGUUAUCAAAGCAGCAGACUCUGCAGGAGUUAAUGUUGUUCCUGUAUCAUUUGGUUCGGCAGAGGAGUCUGGACAAACUUUGCAAGUGCAUGGGAAGGAUAUUGUGGUACAUGGUCCAGCUGACAGAGAAAAUGUCCUUGCAUCUGUCUUCAAUGAACAUCCAAAUUUGAUUGUGGUGGACUACACUGUGCCUUCUGCGGUAAAUGAUAAUGCAGAGCUAUAUUGUAAAGUUGGAGUGCCCUUUGUGAUGGGAACCACUGGUGGAGACAGGGACUUGUUGUAUAAGACAGUAGAAGACUUUAAAGUUUAUGCAGUAAUUUCCCCACAAAUGGGUAAACAGGUUGUUGCGUUUCUUGCAGCCAUGGAAAUUAUGGCAGAGCAAUUUCCUGGGGCCUUCUCUGGGUACUCCCUACAGGUGAUGGAAUCCCAUCAAGCAAGCAAAAUGGACACAUCUGGAACUGCCAAAUCUGUUAUUUCUUGCUUCCAGAAAUUGGGGGUGUCUUUUGAUGUGGACCAAAUACAAAUGAUACGGGAUCCCAGGCCACAACUUGAGAUGGUGGGAGUUCCAGAGGAGUAUUUGUCAGGUCAUGCAUUUCAUAUGUAUCAUCUGACAUCACCUGAUCAAACAGUUUCCUUUGAGUUUCAGCAUAACGUUUGUGGUAGAUCAAUAUAUGCAGAGGGUACCAUUGAUGCAGUAUUAUUCCUUGCUAAGAAGGUCCAGUCAAAGGCCGACAAGCGGAUAUACAAUAUGAUCGAUGUCUUGCGGGAGGGUAACAUGCGAUGAAGUAGGGUUUGAAUACAGAUUUGUAUGAGUAUUUAACUUAGCUUAAGUUUAUUAGGUACUUGUUUUAGUAACUUUUUUUUGAUAAGUAGGUACUUGUUUUAGUAACUUGGGGAUAACAAUUUUGCAUUCAUAGUUUUGGGCAUCAUCGUUUUCUACUA